Messenger RNA from Trematosphaeria pertusa, 1065 nucleotides. RefSeq lists its product as uncharacterized. Bases 114 to 884 code for a protein of 256 amino acids. The record is from RefSeq and is a predicted model, not a curated record. Lineage: Eukaryota; Fungi; Ascomycota; Dothideomycetes; Pleosporales; Trematosphaeriaceae. The transcript has a single exon.
CUUCAUCAUCCUCCGCCGACAUUCUCCUCGAAAUCACACACACACACACACACACACACACACACACAUAACCACUCGAAAAGUUCGAUAAACCCAUAUACGUACCGCCGAUCAUGCCGAAACAAAAGCGAAUUCCGAAGUUUCAGGUAAACCAGUCGAAAUACUUUCCAUAUCCGAACGACGUGGUGCGCGACCUGGCUGACAUCCGUGGAAUCGAGAUCGAGGGAGAGUGGAGCAAAAGGUACAGGGUCAAGAUCAUCGAGGAGCUGGAAGCAUGGGACGCCGAUCCAGCACGCAAGACGGCCGAGGACAUCGCUUUCCAGAAAUGGAAAGAGUUUUACCAGGUCACCACUUCCAAUUGGCCGACAUCGAGAAUUCAGCUCGAGCUUCAAGAGGGCGGCUUGCCCUGGCAUAAUGGGAUUCCAAGGCCAGAACUAAUACGCAGUCUCUAUACUCUACACCAGGAUUGCGGCUUUCAUCUACCUCUGCGCUCCAUUGCAUACAACAGCGACAUUACCCGAAUGCUAUCACGAACCUUCACAGCGGACCCCAAGCGCACCGGCUUCCUCGAUCUCCCCCGCGAGCUACGCGACGCCAUCUACAAAGAUGCGUUCUUCAACGACCCCGCCGGACUCAGUCUCGCAACCGUAUUCGACGAGUGGCGCGUCUAUUACGAUGUACAGAUGGACCGUAAUGGAGAGAUGGACAGCUUGCGCAUUUACAUUGACCGCCGAACGUCCCGACGAGCUGCCAGCCGUCGGACCAAAUUCACUCUUGAUCUCAUGAGCGCUAUGUCCCGGCAAGUCCGACAAGAAGUCCGGGUUGCACUACAAGAGAGCCUACAGUUCGAAGAAAACCGCAGAAACCGCAUCGCGAGGCGAUGAAUGGAGGGAAGAGGGGAAGAGGACUUCGGGGAGACGGUGUUCGGACGAGCGUAAGGGUGGGCAAGCUUGCAAGCUUUCUCUGUGAUACUUGGCUGCUUAAAAUGGUGAUCGUGGAGACUAUCGACUUGCUGGAUGCUAUGUAUUGUAACACAAUCUGAACACGGCAUGCCGAGCUGAAAGC